Molecule: messenger RNA, 1985 nt
Organism: Artibeus jamaicensis (Jamaican fruit-eating bat)
Lineage: Eukaryota; Metazoa; Chordata; Mammalia; Chiroptera; Phyllostomidae
Gene: MTIF3
Product: mitochondrial translational initiation factor 3
Exons: 4
Coding region: 91-927 (278 amino acids)
Biological process (GO): ribosome disassembly; mitochondrial translational initiation
Cellular component (GO): mitochondrion
Molecular function (GO): translation initiation factor activity; ribosome binding
Source: RefSeq, a predicted model, not a curated record
GCGACCGAGGGGAAGGGCAUCGGGAGGAAGUGGUCUUAGGGACACGCCUGCAGAGAAGGCGUCAUUGUGCUCGAACGUGUCCCUGGAAGGAUGGCUGCUGUUUUUCUAAAGAAGCUACCAUUACGAACCAUCACAACUGAAAACAGAUGCCUUAGGUGUUUGGGAAAAUGCAUCGUGCAGGAGCUGGCACUAGCACAGUUGCCCCGUACCGCCUCUGCCCCGAGACCGGCCUAUCUAACUCACGCGAAAGCUUUUAGUACUGUUGAAGACACCCAGGCUGAAAGAAAAAAGAAAGAAAAGAAUGAAACUGAUUUUAGUAACAUUGGAAGAAAAAUCAGUGAGAGAAUUAUUCAUUUAUUUGAUGAGCAGGGCAAUGAUUUGGGAAACAUGCACCGAGCGGAAGUGAUUCAGCUCAUGGACGAGCGAGACCUGAGACUUGUGAAAAGGAAGCCCAGCGCCGAGCCCCCCGAGUACCAGCUCAUGACAGGCCUGCAGAUUCACGAGGAGCGGCUGAGACUGAGAGAGAGGGAGAAGGCGAGACCUAAAACUGGACCGACGCUCACAAAGGAACUAAUGUUUUCUUCAAAUAUCGGACAACAUGAUUUGGACACAAAGAGUAAACAGAUUCAGCAGUGGAUUGAAAAAAAAUACAAAGUUCAAGUUACUGUGAAGAAAGCAAAGAAUACAGAAGAACCAGAAAAUAAAAUACAGGAGAUAUUUAAUCAAAUCCUCCAGACUAUGCCUGGAAUAGCUACCUUCUCAUCCAAGCCACAACCCGUUAAAGGAGGAAAAGCUGUCAUGUGUGUUCUUCGUCAUUUGAGUAAAAAAGAAGAGACUGCAUAUAGAGAGACUCAGCAGACCCAGGAAGGAGACCCUCUGAACAAAAAAAAUGGAACCAACACAGAAUCAGGUGUUCUGCAUCAGUGAUUAAAGAGAAAGGUGCUUUUGAGAGAAAAUACAGUCAUACCUCAGUACUCAUUGGCUUCAGAACUUGUCAGACCCUGUACUUGUCACAUUUUGGUGAGAAAAAAUGUUUCAGUGCCUGGCGCUUGCUUGGGACUCGUCACACUUGCUAGAACCUGUGUAAGUCACAACGUCACCCUGCUAGAGAAGAUGUUUCAUCACUCGUCGCUUGCUUGGUACUCGCCGGUUUCAGCACCCGUAUUGAGUUCUGGAAUGAACUAAUGAGGAGUUCCAAAGUAACACUGUGCAGGCAUGCCUUGUUUUAUUGUGCUUUAUUGUUUUACAGAUGUUGCCUUUUUUACAAAUUGAAGGCAAGACCCUUCACCAGCAGAAACAUCUCAACUCACUUUUUCCCACUACGAGCUGUGCUGCGGUGGCUAGGAUCCCACGCAUGCACUGUCUGAGCUCUGCCUGUAAGCGAGCUGCUGGUCGGUGGGGACACCUGGGCGUUCAGCUGAGGGCGAGCACGGCGACCGUGGAGAGCACCUCGUCCCCCGCGCGGCUCAGCAGCUGUCCGGGCUGCGGCAAAGACAGGCUAUGCUCCCGUCUCCCCUUAGGAGGGAUGUAGCCACUGAGUCGGGAAGCUAAACUCCGUCUCUCACGAGUCUGCUUUACCUUUGGAAAUAAGGAAAACACUUAGAAUUCAGGAUCAAAAUUACCUGAGCUUAUUUUACAGCAGUCACACACCCUGAUAGGCACACAACACCCCAUACAAGAAAGUGAAACCCACCCAGUUGCUCUCAGUGGCAAUGCAAGCUCACACAGUAAUAAAGAGUCAAAACUAUUGUAAGUAGAUUGCCCCUGGCUUCAGUCUGCAAUUUAUGUUUUAAAAGCAGCUCGCCUGUAUUGUCUCGACUUACUUUAAGCUUCAUUUUCCUCUUGUCAGGAUCAUGAACAACAGCAUGCCUAGUGAGGCUUUGCUGAAAUGAAAGGAAAAGUUCUGUUUUUAAAACACUGCCAUUUGAUGUCUAUUAGCAUGAAAAUUCCAUGCGUUAUUUAAAUAAACAGCCUUCUUUCUGCGA